CGCAGCACACGCUGUUCUCAGCAACGACCAACAUGACAGACACAGAAGCCCAGGAUCAGGAGCAGUCGCCCGAAAAGCCUGCCGUCAAGGAGGAGAAGGAGAAGAGAACAUCGCGUGCAUGUCUUGCCUGCCGCGCGCGCAAAAGUUCUUGCAAGCUACCGAAAACAGAGGACGGAAAACUGACUACGCCAUGCGCUCGCUGCAAAGCAUCGGGACUCGAAUGCGUCAUCGGCUCUUCCAACAGAGGCGGCCGCCGUGUUCGCAAGAGAACUCUUGACCAAGCCGGCCUCGCCAACAAUAACGUUCAGCAGCCGAGAGAGUCGCCAGCUAUCAGUGGCGCCAGUGUUCACUUCACGCCUGAUACACUGUCGUCAGGCCAGACCCAUACAGGAUGGCCUCAGUCAGAUUAUGGGCCCGCCAUACCACAGUCUGGAACAGGCAUGGGGGCUGAUCUCAAUCCGCCUGCCCCUGAUGCCAUCAUGCUCGAUCCAGCACUGCAAGCGGCAGAUGCGAAUGCGCGUGAGUCUCUGCUCACUAACCCAGCCACACGAGAGAGCUCGAUUGGGACAUCAGGCAACAUCGCUUUCAAUGAUUUGCAAAAUCCGAGCGAUGCCCUUGGGAUACUAGCACAGAUCGCCAGCAAUGGAGAAUACAAUUCAGGCUACGGCUCUUCGCAGUAUACAACGACUACUACCAUUUCAGCACAACUGGAGUACCCUCUUGUACGAGAAGGACGGUUAUCGAUGAGCAGAAUUCUUCAGCUUUUGCAAAGAUACAAGUACUACUACCAUCCAUACUUUCCGAUCGUGCCUGCGGCAACUUUGGACGCUGCAAAUCUGAGCAGGACUGCGCGAGAAGAACCACAUCUUCUCACUGCUAUUCUGGUGAUCGCUUCACGAGAUCUCACCGAUGAGCCCAACAUAUUCAUAUCCUGCUCCGAACACAUGCGAGCGUUGGUCUCAGCACUUGCAGCUGGAGGUUCUGGUCAAGUGGAGGCUGUCGAAGCACUUCUGGUCCUUGCAGAAUGGACGCCAUACACUUCCCGGUCAGACGCUGGCCAUGUCGGCCGCGGAGAAGAAGAUCGCGAAGCUUGGAUGCAUGUUGGAAUGGCUCUACGGAUCGGGUAUUUCCUGGGCCUGGACCGAUACUCAUUUCAUGUGCGUGGUGACGACGUGAAGGAUCCGCAGUGGCAGCGGAAGCGACUUGUCUGGACAGCUUGUUACAUCAGUGACAGGCAGAUCAGUAUCCGCCUUGGUCGAGCCUUCUGGUCUCGAGGCCCAGGACCUUUGACCACUCUGUCGAAGGCAGACUUUCCCAUGCUUGCACCUGCCGGACCAGGAGAUGAGGACUAUGCAAGUAUCUUCCAAGCCACGCUGGAGCUGACUUUGCUGUUUUCCAAUGUCCAUGAUGUCUUGUACUCAAAUCCUGGGAAUAGCGUCCGUAGCCACCUCAGUGGAGGCUACAUCAAGUACAUUGACGACUUCAGGAGCGCGAUAUACGGGUGGAAAAGUGUAUGGGGCACAUUGACCUGCUCGGCGCACCUCAAGGCCACACUACUGAUCUCGUACGACUAUCUACGGCUUUACACUAAUGCAUUUGCUUUCCACGCAACUGUGAAACGAGCUCUACCGCAAGCCCAGCAGAACCCGGAACCCCGAAGAUCGACGAGCACAGCGCCGGGUCGCGUGUUCUACAAUAAUGUCGGUGCAGUCGGCGACGCUCGCUUCAUCUAUGAGGGCCUAGAUGCUGCCAAGAGUCUUCUCAGCAUGAUGAAUACUUUUGUUGAUCCGGAAAAGUCUCUCCGUUACAUGCCUUUGAGAUUCUAUCUUUAUUCGAUCUACGCCGGUGUCUUUCUGUACAGAGCGAGAUGUGUCGGGGUUCUCUCAGCAGAUGAGGAGCAGUCAGUACGUGCAAUGGUCAAGGAGACUGUCAGCAGACUGGAGAGAUCCGCAAUGGGUAUACAGCACCCCGGCAACCGGUACUCUCAGCUAUUGCGAUUGCUCUGGGAUAAAGUCGAAAAGAAGGAGCACCGCAGGACGCAAUCUACCGCGACUCUGCAGAAUCCCUAUCGACCAAACAGCAGCAUCAGUGGUGCUACACCAACAUCGAACAAAUCCCAAGAUUCACCAGCUGUGACGGAAUUGAUGGGCGACUUCUCCUGGACUGAUCUUGAUGCUAUUGGAAAUUUCGCCGUCAAUGGCAACGGAGGCGCGGCUAUCAACGAUGCAGACUGGUGGUCAGGCUUUUUGCCGGCAGAUUCGGGGAACUUUUUGUUCGAUCAGCUGAGCAACAUGGAGGACUGGACGAACCUGGGAUUGCAGUAA
Molecule: messenger RNA, 2324 nt
Organism: Cercospora beticola
Lineage: Eukaryota; Fungi; Ascomycota; Dothideomycetes; Mycosphaerellales; Mycosphaerellaceae
Product: Zn(II)2Cys6 transcription factor
Biological process (GO): DNA-templated transcription; regulation of DNA-templated transcription
Cellular component (GO): nucleus
Molecular function (GO): DNA binding; zinc ion binding; DNA-binding transcription factor activity, RNA polymerase II-specific
Source: RefSeq, a predicted model, not a curated record